UUUUGAGUUUGAGAUGUCUCUGGGACACCUCAUAGGCAGCUGGUGACUUGAGGGUCAAGGAAGAGACUAGGGCUCCAUCUAUAGAUGUGAGAGUUAUCUGCACAGAAAUGAUGAUUAACAUCACAGCAGAACUCUUCUGGGGAGUACUAUCCUGGCUUCCAUGAAAUAUUCAGCCUCUUCACGUUCUGGGCCCACCAUUGGCAACAUGGCUAAACGCACCAAGAAGAUCGGAAUUGUUGGUAAAUAUGGAACACAUUAUGGUGCAUCCCUCAGAAAAAUGGUGAAGAAAAUUGAAAUUAGCCAGCAUGCCAAGUAUACCUGCUCCUUCUGUGGCAAGACCAAAAUGAAGAAAUGGGCUGUGGGUAUCUGGCAUUGUGGAUCCUGUAUGAAAACAGUAGCUGGUAGUGCAUGGACCUACAAUACCACCUCUGCAGUUACAGUCAAAUCCGCCAUCAGAAGACUGAAGGAAUUGAUGGACCAGUAAAAUCAAACAUCUAUAGCCUAUAGUCCAACA
Dromiciops gliroides (monito del monte) is the source of this 514-nucleotide messenger RNA. Its product is annotated as 60S ribosomal protein L37a-like. The record is from RefSeq and is a predicted model, not a curated record. Gene Ontology annotation, cellular component: ribosome. The transcript has a single exon. Gene Ontology annotation, molecular function: structural constituent of ribosome. Gene Ontology annotation, biological process: translation. NCBI's taxonomy places the organism in Eukaryota, Metazoa, Chordata, Mammalia, Microbiotheria, Microbiotheriidae. The coding region runs from base 161 to 484 and encodes 107 amino acids.